GCCGCCAUGUCGGCCGCCGGCUGCGAUCCGAUGCUGACAAAGCUGGAGAUCGAGGACCUGAGGAAGAGUGCGGGAACGGCCGACGAGGUCGGGUGUCCACCGGAGAUGGCCGUGUCGGAGCCCGGGGGCAGCGCGGCGGGAUCAGUAAGAUUCAAAGAUGUGACUAUGGCCUUUACCCAGAAGGAAUGGGAGCAACUGGAUCCUGCUCAGAGGAACCUGUACAAGGAUGUGAUGCUGGAGAACUACAGCAGCCUUGCUUCAAUGGGAUAUCAAGCUGCCAAACCGGACAUGAUCUCCAAGUUGGAAAAAGGAGAAGAGCCGUGGUUGGGGAAGGGGAAAAGACCCAGUCAAGGUGGUCCGAGUGAAAUAGCAAGACCCAAGCAAAUAGGAGCCCGUGGAAAAGUCCAGCAAGAUGAUGACCAGCUAGAGAAUCACCAGGAAUCUCAAAAAAAACUCCUUAGGGAAGUUGCAUUUAAGAAAAAAACUCUGACUAAGAAGAAAGGCCAUGAAUGUAGUUCAUUGGGGGAAAAAAAUGUGAGUACAAAACAUCCUCCUUCAAAAAAAAAGCUUCUUAAAUUUGAGUCACAUGGUAAAAGUUUGAAACAGAAUUUAGAUUUACCUGAUCAUAGAAGAAACUAUGUAAAAAAGAAACCUGAUGUAGCUAAAGAGCAGAGAAAAUCAUUCAGCCAUAGCUUAUCUGAUACAAAGAAAGAAAAAAAUCAAACUGGAAAGAAACAUGAGAAAUUAUCCAACCAAAACCCUUCUAAUAAGCAUGACAAAACUCAAACUGGUAAGAAACGUGAGAAAUUAGGUCAUCCCAUACACAGCUCUUCCCAUACUAAAUGGGACAAAAUUCAAACUGGAGAGAAACAUGAGAAAUCAUCCAGCCAUAGCUUAUCUCCUACUAAGCAUGAAAAAACCCAAGCUAAAGUGAAACCCUAUGAAUGUAAUCAGUGUGGGAAGGUUCUCAGCCAUAAACAAGGACUCGUUGACCAUCAGAGAAUUCAUACUGGGGAGAAACCAUAUGAAUGUAAUGAAUGUGGGAUAGCUUUUAGCCAAAAGUCACACCUUGUUGUACAUCAGAGAACUCACACUGGAGAAAAACCAUAUGAAUGUAUUCAGUGUGGCAAAGCCCACAGUCAUAAACAUGCCCUCACUGACCAUCUAAGAGUUCAUACUGGGGAAAAGCCCUAUGAAUGUACUGAAUGUGGGAAAACCUUCAGACACAGUUCAAACCUUAUUCAACAUGUGAGAUCUCAUACAGGUGAGAAGCCCUAUGAAUGUAAGGAAUGUGGAAAAUCCUUUAGGUAUAAUUCAUCUCUUACUGAACAUGUGAGAACUCAUACAGGUGAAAUACCAUAUGAAUGUAAUGAAUGUGGAAAAGCCUUUAAGUAUAGCUCAUCUCUUACUAAACAUAUGAAAAUUCAUACAGGUGAAAAACCCUUUGAAUGCAAUGAAUGUGGGAAAGCUUUCAACAAGAAGUCACACCUCAUUAUACAUCAAAGAACUCAUACUAAGGAGAAACCCUAUAAAUGUAAUGAAUGUGGAAAAGCCUUUGGACAUAGCUCAUCUCUUACUUACCACAUGAGAAUUCAUACAGGUGAAAGUCCCUUUGAAUGUAAUCAAUGUGGGAAGGCCUUCAAACAAAUUGAAGGCCUUACUCAACAUCAGAGAAUUCAUACUGGGGAGAAACCCUAUGAAUGCAUUGAAUGUGGGAAAGCCUUUAGCCAAAAGUCGCACCUCAUUGUACACGAGAGAACUCAUACUGGGGAGAAACCCUAUGAAUGUAAUGAAUGUGGAAAAGCCUUCAAUGCAAAGUCACAACUUGUUAUACAUCAAAGAUCCCACACUGGAGAGAAACCCUAUGAAUGUAAUGAAUGUGGGAAAGCCUUCAAACAAAAUGCAUCCCUUACCAAACAUGUGAAAACUCAUUUAGAAGUGAAAUCUCCUGAGUGAAAUGGAUGUGGGAAAUCUUUUGAAUGAACUGAAGGUUGUAUUUUACCUUAGAAGUCUUCUGAAUUUCAAGAAUGUUAGAAGGCCUUUAAUAAGAAGUUCCAGCACGUUACACAUGAGAGAAUUUGAAAGUGAAGCUUCACAUAGAAGCAAUAGAUGGAGAAUUUAAACUUGAUACCAAACCUUCUAUGGAAAAUAUUGUUUUCUAAAUCUCAAUUAUUAUAAAUGAUGUAUGUGUUCAGAUUGAAAUAUAAAGCUUUUAAAAUUGUUAAUAAGUUGAAUAAUCAGAGCAAUAGCGAAAACAAAUUACAUAUGCUAAGAAUUCCUGAGUUGCUUGAGUGUUGUGUACUUAAGCACCACACAUGAGAAGUGAAUUUGCAUAUCUGCUUAUUGCCAUAUAUAAAUGUGUGUGGCCAUUGGUAUGGGUCUCAUCUUUGAUAUUAUCACCCAGCUCUUUCUUAAUGUCUCUGUUAGCUUCUGCAUCAGUAGAAAACUUUAAAAAAGAGUUAUUAUUGGUGCCAGUCCCAUGGCCAAGUGGUUGGGUUCGUGCGCUCUGCUGUGGUGGCCCAGGGUUUCGUUGGUUGGAAUCCUGGACGUG
Equus quagga is the source of this 2551-nucleotide messenger RNA. RefSeq names its product ZFP37 zinc finger protein (gene ZFP37). Gene Ontology annotation, biological process: negative regulation of transcription by RNA polymerase II. The record is from RefSeq and is a predicted model, not a curated record. NCBI's taxonomy places the organism in Eukaryota, Metazoa, Chordata, Mammalia, Perissodactyla, Equidae. The coding region runs from base 7 to 1956 and encodes 649 amino acids. Gene Ontology annotation, molecular function: DNA-binding transcription repressor activity, RNA polymerase II-specific. The transcript is spliced from 4 exons.